This is a messenger RNA of Doryrhamphus excisus (bluestripe pipefish), 2675 nucleotides long. It is a transcript of the gene sclt1, whose product is annotated as sodium channel and clathrin linker 1. NCBI's taxonomy places the organism in Eukaryota, Metazoa, Chordata, Actinopteri, Syngnathiformes, Syngnathidae. The record is from RefSeq and is a predicted model, not a curated record. Gene Ontology annotation, cellular component: centriole. Gene Ontology annotation, biological process: clustering of voltage-gated sodium channels; cilium assembly.
CCAGGAGAGAAGAGGAUCCUUAUGGGGUCAUGAUUGACGGGCCUGCUAUCCCAUGUGUGCUGGAUCUCAAACUGAACUUGCAUGUUAGGGCUGAAAGGAGGGAGAGACAGGUAAGAGAAAACGGAACGCAGUUUGGUGACGCUUUCUUGUACACACCGGAACAAUAACGCGAUGCACGGCUUUGCUGCCAUUGGCUGAUGCUUGUCAUCCAAACGGGCGGCGCAACAAGUACGGUGCGCCUGCAACAUGGAAACAGACGUGGAGUUUCUACGUGAUCAAGUCCGCAGGCUAAAUUCUGCUCUCAGCCAGUAUCAGCGUGGGGAUCAUGUGCAAAUCAAACCAGCUCAGGUUGACGGGGAAAAUGAGACGGAGUUCCCUUCUCCAUGGCUUUCAGAUAAGAGUAUCAUGGCUCCACUGAUAGCUCAGUAUGAUCGGCACAUUGAUGACAUGUCUGUGCAGCUACGUAAGUACCAGGUGUCCAUGACAGAUGUCAAAGCCAGGUUGGAGAGCGUUGUCCAAGAAAAUGAAAGGCUACAUGCAGAACUGAGGGAAUCCGUGGAGAAGCAGCUUCAGUCACCCUUCAAGACCUCCGGAGUGGAGUUUGGCACAGUAGAGGAUGAAGCGGUCAUUAAAAACCUCCAAGAACAAGUCAAACUGUCCGAGCAGGAGCGGAUACAGGCAAUGGAGUUGUGGCAGACAGCAGCGCUGGAGCUUGAUCACCUUCAGGAGUUCCACCGGAAGACCCUGGCUGAUGGACAGAAUGCUGACGCUAAGGAACAGCAGCUCAAGGAUCAGAUCGUGCAGAGCCACCAGCACUCAAACAAACUCCAAGUGGCUAAUCAAGAACUACAGUUGACCAACCAGCAGCUUCUGAAGACUGUGACGGAGCAGAGUGCAGAGAUGGAGGGGCUGCACAGCCAGCUCAGAGCAAGCAAAGCCGAUGUGAGAACAGCCACAGGCAGAGUGGAAGAGUUGGCCAAACAGCUCCAACUUGUUCAGCACCAGAUAAAGAGACAGGAGGAAGAUGUGGCUGAGGCUCAGAGCCGAGAGGAAGCAGCAGAGAGACAAAUCCAACAGCUUCAGUCAACCAUCAGACUGCAAGAAGCAAAACUCAAAACAACAUCUCAGGAAGCAGUGGAUGUUCGAGGAGAGCAAACUGUGUUGGAGAAAACAGCAGGCGCCCUGAAGGUCCGAUGCACUACCUUGGAACAGGAGAAAUACGAGGCUUUUGAUAAAGUCCGAGAGAGUGUGCAAGUGGCUGAGGAGGCGGUACUGCAGAAGAAUGAGGCACUGUUGAGAGAGAAGCAAAUAAUCGAGGAGCUUGAACAGACAAAGAAAGUAAUCCUACAGUUAAUCCAGGAUGCUGCAGUCCGCACCAGGAAAGAGGUGGAUAAUGCACGCAAGCAGUGCAACUCUGAACUCCGUGGAAUGGCUGAGGAGCUGUCGUUAUUGCAGCUGGAGUGUGCAGAAAAAGAGUCUCAGAUUGAGAGGUCUAAGCGAGAGAGAAAAUCUCUAGAGGAGGAACUAUCGAAGGCACUUAAGGAGAACCAGGCAGAACCAGAGCUUGGGAAAAUGGAUGCCCUUCACCAAAGGUGUCUCAAUGCAGAGAGGAUGAAGGAAGAAAUGAGCAUCUCUUUACAAAGUACCCAAAACAAACUAAAGAAGAUGGAAAUUGAUUACAAUGAGGAGUUGUCCCGCAGCCAGGAGGAAGUGCAGCGGCUUCAGGGUUGUUUGGCUGCGGCCCGAGAGGACUGGGUCAGAAUCAGCGACGAGCGAUUCCAGUUGGAACAGGAGAACUUGCAGAUCCACAGGGAGAUGGAUGAGCUGCGCAAGGCCUCCUUGCUCGUUCGCAAGAAAGCCAAACAACAGGUAUCGCAAAUGGAGCAAGAGUGCAGCCUAAAGGAGAAGACACUGAAAGCACAGAUGAGCGACCUGGAGGAGAGCAGUCGCAACUCGAACGCUGACCUGAUGCGCCUUCUCACAGCACAGCAGAAGAGCAUUCAGCGCUGGAAAGAGGAGGCAAAGAACAUGGCCGAGGCCUUUGAAAAUAAAAUCAAAGAUCUAAAGGCAGAGCUGAGUCAGCAAAAACAGCGUUCUCACGACUUAGAGCUGCAGUUGGCAAAUAAACAGGAUACAGUUGCUGAGUAUGAGAGACAGCUAGCAGAGUACCAAGAGAAGGUUCAUCGCCUCCAAAGACAACUUACCCAUGUUGAGCAACGUGCAUCUAUGGCUUCACAACAGAUGACAGUUAUGGCGUCGAAGCAAAGAAAAGCAGCUGUUAGUGACCCAAAGACUGGUUGAUGUAGGAUUAUCUUUUGCAUCAAAUAUGAUUUUGUUUUCACUAGUCAGUGAAACUAGUCACUGUUUCAUUUAAUGGCAACAGGCAAGUUAUGAUGAUUAGAUUAUAAUGUGUAUGUUAGAUGAAAGUAGUUGCAUUUCCACACAAGGUUUUAUAUAGAGUAUCUACGGUAUAUACAUAUAUGGGUAUCCAGGUGUGACACAAAGUGCACAAAUUAUGUAGUAUAUAUUUAUUCACUUGUAUAUUUGUUUAAUACGCUCGCAAAUUCAAAUGCAAACGUUUUAUACAAUGAUAACGUAGUAAUAUUAAAACUUAAAUGAAAGUUAUUUUUGAUAUGUGUGUCUGGUGUUAAUUGCUUCUGGCUACGUUGGCCAUU